AAACCAGCCACGCUAUUGGUAGGAACGUAAUAGGAUUAGAGCCAAGACCUUACUGCAUUUUCUGCCAAAGCCUGUAUCAAAUUUAAGACACAUGCUUCUGCAGGCUUCCAUGAAGGUUGUGAAAAAAGUUUUAAUACCGAAUUGAAUUACUGCUCUCUCAAACGCAAAACAUUGGCUGUUAUUCUACCAACUUGAAAAGAAGCAAUAACUUGGACAGAAUAGAAGAGAUUUUUUUUUUAAUUUUCUGGACAUGAAAUGGAUUUGGGGUACUUUGGAUUUUCAGGUGGGAGAUCUUUCAACUUAAAGAACUACCAUCUGGACUUAAUUAUUUUUGAGAACCUAAGAACAAUUUUAAAACUUCCUUUUUUCCCCCUAAGAUUACACAAAAAACCUGACAGAGCCGAAUCAAUUAUUUUAGAUUGUAACAUCACUAAUAACUUGAUUUGUUCUUCUAUGUAAAAACUCCUGGGUUUUUCAGAAAACAUCAACUUGGAAAGUUUCACUUUGGAAGAGAGAUGCAUUUCGAAAGAGAUUCGUCCAGCUGUACGAUAUCAACUGCUUAGUACUCCGUGGAUAUAAAAACAAUCAAAAUGGAUAAACUGUGGGCAAUUGUGAAUAUUUUCAUGAUGUCAUUUCUUCAUCUGAUGCAGGGAUCCAAUUAUGAGUACGGACCUGUAAAGAGAGCACCGCGGUCAACCCUAGAGCGAUCAGAACAGCAGAUCAAGGCUGCCUCCAGUUUGGAAGAGCUGCUGCAGAUCACUCACUCGGAGGACUGGAAGCUGUGGAAAUGCCGAUUAAAACUGAAAAGCUUCACCAACAUAGACUCCCGCUCAGCCCCGCAUCGCUCCACACGAUUUGCUGCCGCCUUUUAUGACAUUGAAACAUUGAAAGUCAUUGAUGAAGAAUGGCAGAGAACUCAGUGUAUGCCAAGAGAGACAUGUGUGGAAGUGGCCAAAGAGUUGGGCAGAAGCACCAACACCUUCUUUAAGCCUCCCUGCGUGAAUGUUUUCCGUUGCGGGGGCUGCUGUAACGAAGAGAGCCUUGUCUGCAUCAACGUCAGCACAUCGUACAUUUCCAAACAGCUUUUUGAGAUAUCAGUCCCUUUGACGUCGGUGCCAGAACUAGUGCCAGUCAAAGUUGCUAACCACACAGGCUGUAAGUGUUUACCCACCACUCAGCGCCACCCGUAUUCCAUCAUACGAAGGUCCAUCCAGGCCCCGGAGGAGGAUGGCUGCCCCCACUCUAAGAAAUUCUGCACUGGUGGCUUGGUAUGGGAUAGCAGGAAAUGUAAAUGUGUCACCCAGGAAGAAAAUCCCCUCAGUGGACUGGAAGAACACUCCCAUCUUUCAGAGCUGGCUAUCUGUGGGUCUCACAUGAAAUUUGAUGAAGAUCGCUGCGAGUGUGUCUGUAAAACGCCUUGCCCCAGUGACCUCAUCCAAAACCCAGAAAAUUGCAGCUGCUUUGAAUGCAGAGAGAGCCUAGAGAGCUGCUGUCAGAAGCAAAAAAUUUUUCAUCCAGACACCUGCAGCUGUGAGGACAGAUGUCCUUUCCACACCAGAACUUGUUCAAAUGGAAAACCACUGUGUGCAAAGCACUGCCGUUUUACAAAGGAGAAGAAAGGCUCUCACAGCCUCCAUAGCAGAGAAAACCCUUGACGAAAUGUUCCCUUUCCUGUUUUAUAACAGCACACUGCUUUGCCAAGUUGCUGUCACUGACUUUCCAAUCCUUAGUACACAUGGGGGCAUCAUCCACUUUAUGGAGCACAAGACUCAAUCCAGCCUUCGCUUAUUUAUUCCAGUAAAUAAAUUGUGUGGAGUUGACGCCCUGGGAAGCGGCCCUCUGACCCACCUGGUGGCCAGGACCGGUGAAGAGAAAGCCAACUCGAAAUUUUUACAUUGAAUGAAAUGGGUAUGUGUAGCUAUAUAAUGGAGUGACAGUCACCGUCCGACCCUUUCAGAUAGAGGGACUACAUCUUUGUAGAUUCUGAACCCCUUGCUAAUGCAACUCUUUUGUGAAAUACUCUUUGAUUCUUCCUUGUACAGAAUUUGAUAUGUUCAGCACUGACUUUUUUGAUCUACUGUCCAGCUUUUUAUUAUUAUGAAUUUAUUGUACAACUACUGUCUGAUGUACCAUAUUUAAAUGUAUUUAAGAAAAUAAAUACAUCAGUUAGCCAAGA
Messenger RNA from Ornithorhynchus anatinus (platypus), 2176 nucleotides. It is a transcript of the gene VEGFD, whose product is annotated as vascular endothelial growth factor D. Gene Ontology annotation, molecular function: growth factor activity; vascular endothelial growth factor receptor 3 binding; chemoattractant activity. Gene Ontology annotation, biological process: positive regulation of mast cell chemotaxis; vascular endothelial growth factor signaling pathway; vascular endothelial growth factor receptor signaling pathway. The transcript is spliced from 7 exons. The coding region runs from base 591 to 1655 and encodes 354 amino acids. Gene Ontology annotation, cellular component: membrane. The record is from RefSeq and is a predicted model, not a curated record. NCBI's taxonomy places the organism in Eukaryota, Metazoa, Chordata, Mammalia, Monotremata, Ornithorhynchidae.